Pelodiscus sinensis (Chinese soft-shelled turtle) is the source of this 2956-nucleotide messenger RNA. The record is from RefSeq and is a predicted model, not a curated record. Lineage: Eukaryota; Metazoa; Chordata; Testudines; Trionychidae.
CCCUGGGGGGUGUCCCCGAGGUGCACGUGGGCUCAUGCGGUUUGUGUCUUCUGCCGGUCCUUUAACCUGCGAGUGGGAAGGGCAGGGCGAGAGGUUCCUCGGUCUGUGUUUGGCGGGAUCCCGGGAGUGGGGCAGAAAUGGUCGGUAACUCUAUUCUGCCCCGGAGCCAAGGGGGAAGUGACUUUCUUCUUUCCUGCUGCGGUUUGAGGGGCGUUAUCCUGUACGUGGUCUAGUCAUCUGUGCCUGUUUCCAACACUCACCGAGGGCGUUGCGUGGAGGACAUUGAUCCAUAAGCAUUCAAGAUAAUUUUCUUCCGAGUUAUCAGUGACUUGGAAACAGGGUGUGAUAGGUGUACAGCUUGUGGUUACCAUGGUGAUGGCAAGUGUGAUACAGAAGAUCAUCCCUCACUAUUCUCUAGCUCGUUGGCUUCUCUGUAGUGGCAGUUUACGAUGGUAUCAACAUCCAACUGAAGAAGAAUUACGAAUUCUUGCAGGGAAACAACAAAAGGGGAAAAGCAAAAAAGAUAGAAAAUACAAUGGUCACAUUGAAAAUAAACUACAAACCAUUCCUAAGGAUAUUGAUCUUCAUCUGGAAACAAAAUCAGUUACUGAAGUGGAUACUUUAGCAUUGCAUUAUUUUCCUGAAUAUCAGUGGUUGGUGGAUUUCACAGUUGCAGCUACAGUGGUGUACUUGGUAACUGAAGUCUACUAUAGUUUGAUGAAACCCUCACAGGAAAUGAAUAUCAGCAUAGUCUGGUGUCUGCUUGUUUUGGCUUUUGCCAUCAGGAUACUGUUCUCAUUGACCACUCACUACUUCAAAGUAGAAGAUGGAGGUGAAAGAUCUGUCUGUGUCACCUUUGGCUUUUUUUUCUUUGUCAAAGCCAUGGCAAUCCUUAUUGUAACUGAAAAUUAUCUAGAAUUUGGACUUGAAUCAGGGUUUUCAAAUUUUUCGAAAAGUGCUGUGCAGUUUCUUGAAAAGCAAGGUUUGGAAUCCCAGGGUCCUGUGUCUAAACUAACCUUCAAAUUGUUCCUGGCUGUUCUUUGUUCACUUAUUGGUGCUUUUUUGACAUUCCCUGGCUUGCGACUGGCUCAAAUGCAUCUGGAUGCUCUGAAUUUAGCAACUGAAAAAAUAACACAAACAUUACUGCAUAUAAACUUCCUGGCACCUUUACUUAUGGUCCUAUUGUGGGUAAAACCAAUUACCAAAGACUACAUUAUGAACCCACCACUGGGUAAAGAGAGCGUACCUUUAAUGUCAGAAGCAACAUUUGAUACAGUACGAUUGUGGAUAAUUAUCCUGUUGUGUGCUUUACGGUUGGCCAUGAUGCGCAAACACCUGCAAGCCUACCUUAAUUUAGCACAGAAAUGUGUGGAUCAGAUGAAAAAGGAGGCUGGCAGAAUAAGUACAGUUGAUCUGCAGAAAAUGGUGGCCCGAGUAUUUUAUUACCUUUGUGUAAUUGCAUUGCAGUAUGUGGCCCCUCUGGUAAUGCUGCUUCAUACAACUUUACUUUUGAAAACACUAGGUAAUUAUUCCUGGGGCAUCUAUCCAGAAUCUAGCUCUGACUUUCUAGUGGAAAACAAUCCACUCCCUAAUUCAGUUUACUCUGAGUCUCCAUCUGCUGAUGGAAAGAUGAAGGUAAAUGUAGUUCAAAUAACAAUGGCAUUGGGCAGCCUAAAGAACAUUUUUACUCCUCUCCUAUUCCGAGGAAUCCUGUCUUUUCUCACCUGGUGGAUUGCUGCUUGCCUCUUCUCCACAAGCCUUUUUGGGCUUUUCUAUCACCAGUAUCUGACUGUGGCAUGAACUAAUCAGAUCACAAAGCAAAUAUAUGAAGUUAUGUGCAAACCCAUGUACCCCAGAGGGGCUGAAGAAAAAAUGGAAGAAUGCAUACGUGAAGAAAAAACACAUAUCAAAUUUUAUUCUUAAAUGCUUCCUCUGUAUUCUCAGGGUGAAUAUUGCUAUGUUUAAAGUCACAAGUGGGUUUAACUUUUGUUACCAAACAGUAGGUAACUAACUGCUGAAUUAUGGUAUUGGAACUGUGACUAAUCUUUUUUGUGUGGCUGAUAUUGGAGGGCUAGUUAAAAGACUAGUGUGCCUGUGAGUACCUUGCUUUCCAUUAAUACUAAGCCACCCUCAAAACUUUUGUAUAUUACUUCAGUUGUUGACUGAUGACUCAAAGUGGUAAUGAGGUACAGGUAACAUUAAUGGUGUCUGCCUAGUUAAACAAUCUUGAAACUGAGCCAUACAAAUGGGGAAAGAAAAUUUUUUGUUGGAAUGAUAUUGAUCACUUUUCUGUGUGAAAAGCAAAAAAAUCCAACAGAAGAAAUACUGUAUAUUACAGUAAAGAAAGCUGUAGUAUUUGAAUUUGGAUAGGAACAAAUCCAUGGACUCAGCAAGUAUUGCUUGCUGCCUGAGGAGUUCAGGAAUGUUCAAGCUGUAAGAGGAAUAUUAUAAAAAUACAUAUUGUCAAUCCCUGAAGUUAUUUUAAAGUAAUGAAGGGCCAUAUUAACCCUUGCAAGUACAAUAUUGGUGCUACUAAUGAUCCACAUAUUCCAUUUGGGUCUUUUAAAUUUCAUUUUUCCAGGUAAUAAAUAAAUUCCAUUGAAUUCACAAACUGAUUGGAAUAGAUUAUCAACACUGAUCAAACUGUUUAAAAAGAAUAUCUAAUAAUCCUGCUGAGUGUGUAUGUAUCUGUAAGUAUAUAUACAUAUAUAUUAUAUAUUAAAUAUAUAAUAUAUAUAAAUGAAGACUAUAAAAAGAAAUAUUGAAUCUAUAAGUUGCUGAAUGUAUGUUACAGGACAGUGGGACAAGGACAUAUAUGUACCAAGUAAAUUCAAGAUCCCUUUUUUAAUUAAAAUUAAAUAUUUUUUUGAAAGUUCAGAUGAAAGGGCUAUCCAUUUUUGGUGCCUCUACAAAGGUACUAAACUUUUAAUAAAGAACCUUUGUGAUUUUGUUGAAA